AUGAAGGGCACCAGCUUCGACAUCCAAAGCUACCGUAUGCAGGAUUUGGCAGCAAUCCAGACUAGCAGGUUCGUAGUCGUGAUUUUCGCCCACUUCAUCUUUGACUUCGGGGGCCGAAAUCUGUAUGCCCUGGUUCAGUCUGCGCCUUAUGCACGUGCACCGUCUGCUGCACAUACGGCCUCGUAUCGUGAGGCCACGGACGGUUUCAACGGAAACAUUCCGAGCCAGCGUGGAGAAAAAACUGAUUGCAAGCUUUGCUGGCCUUGCUGCACGAGAUGGCGUGAGCUAGCGCGUGGUCGCCAUGCCAAGCGCCGCGAGAAACUGCGAGAGGAGAUGGAGGGAAUCCUGGACCUCGUCAUGCACAUGGCCUUCGCAGACAUGGAGCAGGAGCAGCUGACGGACAAGGAAGAGGUCGAUCCCACUCUUUGGCGUGAGUGGGUCUCGCUCUUCCAGGAGAACCUGCCUGUUCGGCUGGUGCCCAGCUUGGAGGACUGCGCGGAGGAGCCGGCUCCCUUGACCUCACUUCCGGAGCCGACGGGUCUGGCGAAUCUUCAUCCUCCAGGAAGCACCCUGAACGCUGCAGCUCUGCGGGACUUCGUCCAGGGCGUGGGUCAGUGGGAGGUGCCCAAGACCGUCUUGGAUGAGGCGCAGCCGGCGGUGAUCCCGUUCGACCACGAAGUGGAGGUGAAAGCCGCCCUCGAAGAGGUUCAGGAGGCUGGACUUGUGCUCCAC
Molecule: messenger RNA, 732 nt
Organism: Symbiodinium sp. CCMP2456
Lineage: Eukaryota; Dinophyceae; Suessiales; Symbiodiniaceae
Source: the annotation of a GenBank genome assembly